AUGAUUAUGACUUCAAUCCUGUUGUCUUUGUCAAUAUUGACAAUCAAAAGCCAAAAAAACAUCAGCCUUAAUCCCGAAGACGUGAUAGAAACGAGCAAUUCAAACCAAUGGACUUAUUAUACUCUCCCAAGACCUUUAUUUCUAAAAACAUAUCUAAGGAUAUGGUUAGAAAUAACUUCAAGUCAAGGAAACGCAAGACCAGUUCUUGCCCUAAGCAGCAAAAAACCUGUUUUUGGGAGCAGCCAGUCAUCAGUUAUAGCAGAUUUUGUUGAUUUCGAUGAAUUUUACUCCGAAUCAAAUCAUCAUUCCCUUAUAUUGCUGAGCUCAGAGAUAUCAAGCUGGCCAGAAAUAUAUGUCGGAGUUGGAAACGCCAAUUUUGAAUCCAGCUCUAUGAAAUAUAAAAUAGGGCUGGACUCAAAAGAACGGAUUCUAUGCCCAAACGAUUGCAGCGGCAAUGGAAAUUGUGUUUCUUUAAAUAAAUGUAAUUGUUUUAGCGGGUUUAUAGGCCAAAGCUGCAGAAUCCCAGCAGUCGAGCUAAAGGAAUCAGAAUCUGUUAUUAGAGCUCCUGUAUAUGGGAAAACUUAUGGGUAUAUCAAUAUGAGCCCUAUAAAAUCCAACGAAAUAAAGCUAGAAAUGGAGUGAGAAGGAAAUGCUGGGAUUUUGUUGCUGAAUUAUGAUGGAAACUCGUAAUUUCUACUUACUCCCCCCCUCCGUGAGUGAACAAAAAAAUUUUGUUCACUCACUGAGGGGGGUUAAAUUUUUUUUUUUAAACAAAAUUUAUAUAUAAAUUUUAUAGAAAAAUAUUUUUUUUGAAAUUUAAAAAAAUCCUAAUUUCGCAAAAAUUGGAAAGCAAAUAUUAAUUCAAUUUGCAAAAUUUAUGUUUUAAAAAGCAAUUCGUUUAAAAUUAAAACAGAAUUAGCUCUAGAUUUCAUUAUACUAAUUAUCAUUUAUAUAUCAAAUUUUUCUUCCAUAAAAAAUUUUUCUAUUAAAAAAAUUUUUGUUCACUUACGGAGGGUGGGUUUUUGGGCAAAAAAUAGGGAUUUUUCUUAUGGUUUUGUUCACUCACGGAGGGGGGGGAGUUAGGCCGUCAAGUCUGCCAUCGCUUUAUAAUUAUUAUUUAUCAGUGAUUCUCCAAGGGUCAGAUAAUUCAAGGUCGCUUGACAUUGAUGUCACAAAGAUCAAAGGACGACUGUAUUUUUUGCUGUACAAUAAAAUGAACCCGAAUAGCUCAUUGGAUCUGUAUAUUAGAUACAAAGAGUCAGACUCCUCUAUAAGAGAUAAACCGGUCCUUUUUUAUAGCAUCAGCGUGGUCAUUGGAUUCAUCGCUUUUGUUAUUGCUGUAACAUUAUAUUGCAAAUGGAAGAAGUGCUGGCUUUUUAAUGAAACAAUGAAGGAGCAAGAAGGGUCCCCUGGGCUUUCAGCGUCGUUUAUAAACAAAAAGUACCCGGCGCUACAAUUUUCUACGAUUAGCCUGACUCAUAAUUCAAAUUUGACUUGUGCGAUCUGCUUUGAGCAAUUCCAAGGGAAUUCCACAGUGAGAAUGCUGCCCUGUAAUCAUUUAUUUCAUACUUUAUGUAUAGAAGAGUGAUUUCUUACUAGCAAAGUAAUAAUUAUCUAGACUUGCUGCUUAUGCAAAAGAGACUGCUCUUUAGAAGAAUCCAACGUUCUUCUGACUUUUGAAAAUAAUACAAACUGCGAAGCUCAUGACAAUAAUCAAUCACUCGUUACAAUCCCUGAUGAUAUAGCAUAUAAAGACCACCCGAAAAUAAUAAUUUAA
Blepharisma stoltei is the source of this 1777-nucleotide messenger RNA. NCBI's taxonomy places the organism in Eukaryota, Ciliophora, Heterotrichea, Heterotrichida, Blepharismidae. The record is from the annotation of a GenBank genome assembly.